Molecule: messenger RNA, 609 nt
Organism: Prorocentrum cordatum
Lineage: Eukaryota; Dinophyceae; Prorocentrales; Prorocentraceae
Source: the annotation of a GenBank genome assembly
AUGGAGCGCGUCCAGGCUGCCCUGGGCGAGGCAGCCGCGGCGCUUGCAGCGGCGAGCGGGCCUUCCAGGGGCGCUGCAGAGCAGCUGCACUUCGGGAAGGUGCGCGCGCUCAUCGAAGGCCAGAGGUGGACGGCCACGGAGAAAGGGCAGCUGCUGACCCAGCUCGGGCAGACGGGGUUCAGUCACGAUUUGGUCGGCGCCGCGACCGAGUGGCUCUGCGGGAGGCGCACGAAGGCCAAAGGGCAAAGUUACGAGUGCUUCGUGGAGUUGCUUACUGCCUCCACGUGGCACGUGCUGCUGAGCCCAACCGAGUCGUUCGCUUCGAAAUUUGUCAUGUUGAUGCGCCACUUGGAGCGCCUCGGGCUCCGGAACCCUUCCGAGCCGACGUUUGGCAUGCUAGCCGCGUUCAUGUUCCUGGCGUGCCAGCGAUCAGGCAUCGAGAAGAAUUCGCCGACUCCGCAGCUCUUGGACGUGUACUUGCAGUUGGUGAAGACCACGUGGCGUUCCCCUGCCUACACAGCUGCUCGAGGCAAGGCGACCGAGUUUGUCGGCGCGCUCUCCCCCUCGGCGGCGCUGUUCCAGCAGGAGAGGCCGACGCUGUACGAGCAG